GUGAAACUUCCAAAAAAUAUACUCCCCGUCCCUGUUUUCUCUCCCUUUUUGACCCGACAGAUGAGAGAGAAAUGUGUAAGAAUUGUUGUGAACCACAGAUUCUUUGUCAAAAAGGAAAGAUGAGAUAAUUUCAGGACGUGCGAAAAAGAAAAGUUUGAAGAUAAUUCGUGGACAGAGGAAGUAGUAUAAAUGAAAUGAAAUAAGAAUAAACGUAUGAAUAAAUAAAUAAAAUAAAACACUUUCUAGGCACUCUUCCCCCAAAAAACUUCAUUCUUCCACGUCUGUCUCAAUAUCAGGCCAAACGAACCUCAAAUUACCCGGUGAUUGCCCCAGCGGAUGCAGCCACGUACGUCGUUUUUGGUGACUCGCCAAAGAAUAUCUCUGACACACCCUAUCUUUGAAUUGUUCGAUUGCUUUGAACCUGACUCAUAUAAGAUGGCUACACUCAUUUCGUUCCUUCUUUGCUCACUCCCUUUCUUUAUUCGUUGUGCUUGCCUAGCUCUUCAACUGGUUUUUGCAGCUGUACCCCCGCUACUCUUCUUUGAUCCGCUUAAAUUUGAACAGACCAUUAUGGCAGCUGAAGUACCGAUUGUGUCGGUCAAACCGGAGACUAGGCCAUGGACCUGUCGAGUGACAGUCAUUGAAAAACAGAAUGUGCGAACCGCAAAGGCCUCGGCCAUGAGAUUUAUGCCUAUGAUACUCAGAGAUUCUGCUGGGAACAGAGUACAGGCGACUGCAUUCCAAGGUGACAUUCAAGGAAUAGAUCAACGGCUUGCAUUGUACUCGACCUACCUUGUCUCAAACGCCUUCGUGAAGCCGAUAACCGACAUGCGCUUCUUGGUUGAUGUGGAAUACCCAUAUGUGUGGUCGUUUACACGCCGCACUUUCAUCCAGGAUGUUGCCGCAGAGACGGGGCAAAACUUCCGCCAACUGGCUGAGGCAGACACCACCCCGUUCAGUGACAUAUAUGAUUCUUAUUUGCGUGAAACUCGUAUCAAUGUUAUGGCUGCAAUUGUAAAGAAAUUGCCACGCACCUUUGUCUUCUCCAAUGACACUCAAAAACCAGCAUGGGAUGUCGUCCUUAUUGAUUCACAGUGCAUCCCAAUCCCAUUCACUAUGUGGGAGGAAUUCGUCACCCGUCAUGGUCGCGAGAUAGAAAAGUGUCUUCACGCAGGUGAUUUCCCCCUUGUGCUCAUCAACAGGGCUGCCAUCAACCUUUUCCAAGGUUUGACUCUUGCAACUCGUUUUGACUCCCACGUUGAACUCAAUCCUGAUGGAGAACGCGCAUUGCAACUUAAAAAAUGGGUUGCUGAAAACAAAGCCAAUAUCAAUUACGCACUGCAUCGUAAAGAAUACGAUAACGCACUUACAUAUAUCGCCAAACCUCUUUUGCAACCACAAACUACCGUGGCAAACUUAGAAAGUGCACUGACUGAGGUUCUUGUUGUAUGGGUGUAUGGUAAGUUUCACUUGGCAGAUACUUCUGAAGAAGGGUACUACAUUGGUUGCGACUACUGCAACCGCAGAGUUCAUGGAAUCGAAGGUGCCAAUUUCCAAUGCUUAUUCUGCGGGCAAAUAAAUGGGACUACUGUUAAAAGAUUCAGACUUAACGCUUCACUUACCGAUGGAACCAGCACCAUUCCUGACGUGCUGCAGCUAUUUCAAUUCGUAUGCAUGGAUGCAACUACCGACAUGGAUCUGAAAUUGUUCGAUGCCAAAAUACAAAAGAUAAGUGUUCUUGCUGGGGUCAAGCGAACCAAACCUAACGAAGAGGGACUACAGGGCAAUCCGUACACCAUUGUAUGCGUCUCCAAACAGAAUGAAGCCCCCCCAGAACUCAAUUCAACACAGACUGAAACCCCCCCUGACUCCGCAGUUGUUGACCCUGCACCACUUGAAACUUCUGCUGAGCCAUCGAUCCUUUCAAAGAGGAAACUGAGCUUGAAGCCCCUUAGUGAACUACCAGCUGCAACUCCUUCCUCAUCUGCGAAUACUGCUGCGCACAAGGACAAUGUUGCGGAACAGCCACUUGCAAACCUACGCCCCAAAAAGCACAAGCCCAGCACUACUUAGUGUGCAGGUUGCACACAUUUUUUGCUAUGGUGGAUUCGCGAGUGCAUUCUUCUAACGGGGAUUAUAUAUGACUAUGCACAACCUACAUUCUUCCUAUGCCACCUUUUUUGCUGUCCAGCACGAUGUAUAAUUAGCGGAAAGUCGUAGUACUCACGGCAUUUUACUUGCCGCUUAAUUACCCAUAUGUGUGUGAAUGCUCCCUGUAUUAUAUCUUCAGCUACUUUUGCGUGUAUGUUAAUAUUAAUAAGCAACACAUCUUGUAAAUGUUAAGCACCUUGGCUUGCCAGUUGUUGGGAAUGUAUAUAUGCCUGUCUUUGUAUUUCAC
Cuscuta epithymum is the source of this 2398-nucleotide messenger RNA. The record is from the annotation of a GenBank genome assembly. Lineage: Eukaryota; Viridiplantae; Streptophyta; Magnoliopsida; Solanales; Convolvulaceae.